Messenger RNA from Protopolystoma xenopodis, 774 nucleotides. NCBI's taxonomy places the organism in Eukaryota, Metazoa, Platyhelminthes, Monogenea, Polystomatidea, Polystomatidae. The record is from the annotation of a GenBank genome assembly.
AUGAUAUGGCGUACUGGGCAAAUCGAGGACAAAUAUGUUCUCAUGUCUUUGGCGAUCCUUGUCAUCAUCAGCAUUUGGCAUGCAGUAGUGACUCUCUUUCCGAACGCGCCUCCUCCUACUCCGCCAACUGAAGCAUCUGCCCGCAGUACACCCACAACGACUAGCACUGACGUAAGAUCUCCGGCAUCUCCGUCUUCGACUUCCCCUAUCGCCACCAGAUCUGCUUCCGCCUCCGGCCACAAGUUUCCAGUAGCUAGGGCUUCGUCUGCAUUUUCCGCUUCAACCCCGAGCACUCUAACAGCAUUCGGGUCCCAGACGCACACGGUGGGGCUGUCGACUCCUGCAACCCAGACCUUCUCGGGCAGACGAAGAGGCAGGCUAACAAGAGCAGCAUCUAUUGGGAAUUGGGAUACACCGAACCUCGACGAACGGCUGCUUUCCAGGUCUGACCUAUCAGCAUUGAAUGAGGCUCGGCCAUUGUCCGAACGAGGGGCAAUAGUGAAACAACAACGGCCAGCCGAUCGGCACACGUUUGUUCGUCAAAUUGUGCUAAGGGACGCGGAUAUGGGCAAUUCCGAUGUGUCGCCCAACGCCGGAUCAACAACCACUUCAACCAAGUCAGAGGAGAAGCCGAGGCUCCAAGAGAGAUUAGGUACCAUGCCGGUGCUGCCUGCUCAGGUAUGGGACCUACCCGACUUCCCGACAGAGAUGCAAGGGAAACAGGCCACACGAAGAAGAGACAAACAUAAGUUAGAUUUGAAGGGGCUGUUUUGA